UCCCCUCUCCCGCAGCCGCGUCCACACUGCGCCGCCAGGGCAGCCCAGAGCGCUGCGCGCACGGGCACCGGAGCUGGGGCCGCCACCACUGCCCCUCCCCGCAGCCAGGUUCGCGGCCCGCUACCGUCUAGGCUCGCACCAGCGUUCCCCCGACGGAACCGCCGCAAGCAAUUAGCCAGCAUCCCGAACCGGCCCCCAGACGCACCCCAGGCCCAAGGCAAGGAUGAGCAAGACGCGUGAGGCACAAAGCCGAAACUCAACUUUUUAAAGAUAUUAUUUGCUUUGUGUGCGUGUGUGUGCGCGCGCGCGGGGGGGUGGAGGGAGGGGGAAGCGGCAGAAUGAGCUGAUGCCGAGGGUACAGCCACCCCACUUCUGCCUGCCUCCUCCUCCCCCUAAAGCUACUGCCCUAGCACACGCGCGCACACACUGCACUUGGGCCGGGUUUCGGCGCUCUGUCCCCCGGCUUGGAUGGGAGUUUUCAUUUCCGAAGGAGGCAGAGCCAGGGGAGCUCGCUGAAGGGCUGGAGCCCCAAGUUUCUCCUCGCCAGCGCUGGCUGCCCGCUGUCAUUCGCUCAGGCUGGCCGGGGGAAGGGACCCGCACGCCAGGCUUUGUUGUGGAAAUCCCGGGUUACCUGGGUUCAAAGUGCUUCAGAAAACACUAUUUUAUCAAUGAGUGGAGAAUAGAUGGCCGAUGUCAUCUGGCAAAGCACAGAGACAUUAAGUGACUCUUGCCCACAAUCAACCAAUGAAUCAACAGACCGGCUAAUAAACCACACCAUGGAUAACUUAUUGGACUUUGCCUGAAAGGAAUCAUUAGUGUCAUUGGAUAUUUGACCAACCUGGCUACAGGUUUUUUCAGAAUGAAUGGAAGGUCAUGCAGCAUGAAUCUCCACCGGACAUCAGGAACCCCACAGGGGCCUGGGAUGGUCAGUGGCCAACACAUCCCUCCCAUUCAAGCCCAUUCGGGGACUCCUGGCCCCUCACCCUGUGGCAGCACAACAAGCUCUGCCAUUGGAAGCCUUGCUGACAGCCUCCAUCUCAAGAUGCCCUCAGGAGGAGGGAUGGCUCCUCAGAGCAACAUGAAUGAGAGCCCCAUCCAUCUGCCUGCCUUGAGCCCCAGGAGACAAGUGCUCACCAGUGGGAAGCCACGUUUCCAGGUCACCCAGGCUGGAGGCGUGUCAGGGCCACACACAUUAAAGCCAAAGCAGCAGGAGUUUGGAAGCCCCUUUCCUCCAAAUUCUGGGAAAGGGGCUCUUGGCUUUGGGCCUCAGUGCAAGUCCAUUGGAAAAGGCAGCUGCAACAAUCUAGUGGUCACCAGCAGUCCCAUGAUGGUUCAGCGACUGGGACCCAUUUCACCUCCAGCAAGCCAGGUCUCUACAGCAUGCAACCAGAUCAGUCCUAGCUUACAGAGGGCAAUGAAUGCAGCCAACCUGAAUAUACCUCCUUCAGAUACCAGGUCCCUUAUUUCGCGAGAGUCUUUGGCCUCCUCAACUUUGAGCCUGACAGAAAGUCAGUCGACCUUGAACGUGAAACAAGAGUGGUCGCACGGCUAUAAGGCUCUCCCUUCACUCUCCUCGAACCACAACUCUCAGAAUGGCACUGAUCUAGGGGACCUGAUUAGCCUUCCUCCUGGGACAGCCAUGUCGGGCAACAGUGUCUCUAACUCAUUGCCGUCCUACCUUUUCGGUAUGGAAAAUAGCCACUCUCCUUACCCCAGUCCCCGACACUCUUCAGCCAGGUCCCACUCGGCCCGCUCCAAGAAGAGAGCACUGUCCUUGUCCCCGCUGUCCGACGGCAUCGGGAUAGACUUCAACACCAUCAUCCGCACCUCGCCCACGUCCUUGGUCGCCUACAUCAACGGGUCGAGGGCUUCCCCCGCCAACAUGUCUCCGCAGCCUGAGGUCUACGGGCAUUUCCUGGGCGUGCGAGGCAGCUGCAUUCCCCAGCCGAGCUCAGUGCCAAGUAGCCAGAAGGGUGCGCGGGCGGCCGGCGGCGGCCUGGCUCUCCCAGCCUACGACGAGGACAGCGCGCUGGAGUAUGAGCGCAUGCACCAGCUGGAGCACGGCGGCCUGCAGCCUGGCCUGGUCAACAACAUGGUGGUGCAGCACGGCCUGCCGGAGCCUGCGGGCCAGCCGGCCGGCCUGCUCAAGACCGAGCGCCUGGACGAGUUCCCCGGUGGCGUCCUGGACCUGCCCCCUGCACCCGCUCUGCCUCCCCUGCCACCGCCGCCCCAGCCCCAAGGCCCCCCGCCGCCCUACCACGCCCACCCGCAUCUGCAUCAUCCAGAGCUGGUCCACCAGGCCCAGCCGCUGGCCCUGCCCCCGGCCGCCCUGGAAGAGGAGGGGGAGAUGGAUGACGCUGGGGGCAAGCACUGCUGUCGCUGGAUCGACUGCAGUGCCCUGUAUGACCACCAGGAGGAACUUGUGCGGCACAUCGAGAAGGUCCACAUAGACCAGCGCAAAGGAGAAGACUUCACUUGUUUCUGGGCCGGUUGUCCCCGAAGGUACAAGCCAUUUAAUGCCCGCUAUAAACUGUUGAUCCACAUGAGAGUUCACUCGGGGGAAAAGCCCAACAAGUGUUCGUUUGAAGGUUGCAAGAAGGCCUUUUCAAGGCUCGAAAAUCUCAAGAUUCAUUUGCGGAGCCACACAGGCGAGAAGCCGUAUUUGUGCCAGCAUCCGGGCUGUCAGAAGGCGUUCAGUAACUCCAGUGACCGCGCCAAGCACCAGAGGACACAUCUGGACACUAAACCUUAUGCUUGUCAAAUUCCGGGAUGCACCAAACGCUACACAGACCCAAGUUCCUUAAGAAAGCAUGUGAAGGCACAUUCUUCCAAAGAUCAGCAAGCAAGGAAAAAGCUGCGGUCCAGUGCUGAGCUCCAUCCCGACCUGCUCACAGACUGCCUCACGGUGCAGCCCUUGCAGCCCUCCACCUCCCCACGAGACGCUGUCGAUAGGGCAGUGGGAUGCUCCCCAGAGCCCGGGCCUGACCUCUAUCCAGCUUCCAUUUUCUCCAGCAAUCACUCAAGCCGAAGUGGAACAGCUGCCGGGGCCGUGCCACCCCCACAUCCCGUCAGUCACCCUUCUCCGGGACACACUGUACGGGGGAGCCCCCACAACCCCUCCUCCCAGUUACCGCCACUCGCAGCUGUGGACGCCGGAGCUGAGAGGUUUGCGCCUUCUGCUCCAUCUCCUCACCACAUUAGCCCCCGGAGAGUUCCAGCUCCUUCUUCAAUAAUGCAGAGAACACAGCCUCCCCAUACCCAGCAGCCCUCAGGAUCACACCUGAAGUCUUAUCAGCCAGAAACAAGCUCUUUUCAACCAAAUGGAAUCCAUGUCCAUGGAUUUUAUGGGCAACUACAGACAUUCUGCCCCCCGAAUUACCCUGACUCUCAGAGAACCAUGCCACCUAGCAGUUCCUGCAGUGUGAUGCCUUCCUUCGAGGACUGUCUGGUCCCCACUUCCGUGGGCCAGGCUGGCUUUGAUGUUUUCCACAGAGCCUUCUCAACUCACUCGGGCAUUACAGUGUAUGAUUUGCCUUCGGGUUCAUCAAGCCUCUUUGGGGAGACUCUUCGCAGUGGACCUGAAGAUGCCACAUUCUUACAGAUCAGUGCUGUGGACCGCUGUCCUAGCCAGCUCUCCUCUGUCUAUACUGAAGGCUAAAAUCUCCCCUAGCCUCCACUGCUGCUGGCAUCCAGAAUCUUUUUGCUCCUUGUCACCUUUUGUUCUUAUACUUUCGCAGACCCUAAGAAAAAGGAUGUCAAGCAAAUCAACUCAAUAUGCCACACCACAGAUGUGUCUUUGGAGAGCAGGGCUGGAUGGUCAGAGCUGGGAUUUGUAGGUGUGUUUGCAACUGCUCCUUUUUCCCUCUGGAUUUGCCAGUGACCAGCAGGACUGUCUUUUCAAAGGGAAUUCGGAGUCUCACUACUGGGUAUCUGUUAUUUCCCAAUUGUCAACCUUCAAGGGACACCAGUGAGAUUAUGUGCAUGUGAAAAUGUAAUUUGGAGAUCACUCUUGCUGAAAACUCCAAAUAAGGAUGGACAACCCAGAUUGCCAGCACAGUGAAUUGCCUCACCCAAGAGCCAGGCGCAACAAGGGAAAUCCACAUCCAAGCCCAGCAUGGGCUCAGCCCAGUUUCCCAGCACCAGCCUGGCAUCCAGGGAGCUGGCUGCCUCUCUCCUCCUGGGUACUCCCAUGCUAACCAAUUGCUUUUCAGUGUUUUUCCAAAAGCAAAAUGAGAAGGUUCUGUCAAGCACAGCCCCUUGGAAAGCUUGACAACUUGUUUUGUAUUCCUGCAACCUAUCUUAGUCCUUUGAUUUUAAAGCCUUGUUAUUUACAUGUACGUUUAAAGGAAAAAAUAUUUAGAAGUCUGUUCUUUGGAUGGAAAUAAUUAUUUUAAUCACCCCAGCUACAUACGUCUGGCCUCUGCUGUGGCUUGGCUUGGCCCCACCUCAUAGCUUCUGUGUGCACCAGGAAUGUUCUGCAAAGGCUACCUGAGGGACAUGGGGUCAGCCACCCCCUUCCCAGUGCUGCCACAGAGAGCCUCGUGUGUUGACUGUUAGUGACUCCACCUUGAGGACUUUAUUCAAAGGAAAAUUUCUCUUGACUGGUUCACCCAUGGCCUCCACUCUGGUGCUCUGCCCAGAGACCUGCUAGAAGCUGUGAGAGCAGGGACACAUGGAGGUGUGCUCCUGGGUUCUCUCAGAAAACCAAACUAGCAGUGCCCGAUGUCCAGCUACUUUGCACAGCCUCUGCUCCCUCUGUUAGGAUCUCCCCUCACCAGUCUCUGUCGCUCCCUUGCCCUUCUCCUCCCUCUUCAUUGCUCUCAUCCUGUUUUUUUGACUGUAGUUCAGACAUACCCACCACCUGAGCAGGGUCUAGCUUAGGGCAGGUAGAGGAGACAGUUCUGGAAAGGUGGCCAAAAAGAAGCAACCGCUUUGUCUGAAACUCUGUUUUGAGCGCCUAGAAUUUUCACAGAGCUCUUGGCCAUUUGAUCUCAAACCUGAAUAGGAAGUCAUUUUCUGUGACACCUUUUUGUUGCUGUUGUUUUAUCGCUAAGUCAUGCCCGACUCCUUGCCGCCCCAAGGACUAAAGCCAUCCAGGCUCCUCUGUCCUCUGUGACACCUUUACCAAGCAAUUAAAAAGGUCCCAAGUCCGAUGACAUAGGCUAUAAAAAUUGCCAAACCCCCCAAAACCUGGUAAAUUCUGACAUCCCAGUACAAUCACAUCUCAUGAUUUCUUUUCUCUCUCUUUAAAAAUGUUCUCUGAAGAAAAAUGAAACAAUGCUAUUUGUCAAACUGGGAUAAUUACAAUCUCCAACAAGACAAUUAAACAGCUUGGUGUCAGACUUAGGAUCUGGUGACAGUUUGUAUCCUGACAGACGUGUCCUUCCAGUCUGCUGCACAGUCGGUAGUGUUCUGCCUGACUCAGGACUUCAUUCCCACAUGCAGUAUAAUCAGGCUAAUAAAGAACCAAGCGCAGGGUCCGCUUUUACAGUGCUCUCAGUCAAUCUCAUUUCUCUGGAUAGUGGGCUCUGAUCUGAGAAGAGCCAUCAUGCAGACAUCUGUGUCUGCGAAAGAGACAAGUUAUUCACUUUACAAAACUCUGCUCUGCUGUAUGAAAGGACGCACGUCAGACUUUUCUUUCCCAAUGAGCUCUCAGACGCACACCAAGUCCCACCCUUCUGGCAGACUUGGUGGAUUGCGUUACCUGUGUCCUUUGCCACACCCUGCGGAGAAAGGGAAGUUCUGGUAUGGUAGACAAUCUAUUCAUUCUAAAUCCCAGAGCCUCUACAGGGAACUCAAAACACAUUUCAUUCAUGUAAUGAGGAAAAAGAUGGAAAGGUAAGGCAGUUACUGCAGUUGAUGUUGUCAGCCUACUUGUGGCUUCUGGCUGUCUUUUGACAUGGAAACAGGGAAGGAGGACAAAGCCAGAAGAACCCCAGAUACUCUGGCUGGAGGAGAUGCUCCUGAGCAUCUGUAGUCUCCCCGCCAGCCUCACUGAGGCCCAAGGGAGCCUGGGGGUGCCAGGUGGCAGCCACACCUGCAGGAUCUCCUUCCCUGGCAGGAAUUAGCAGAAGCAGACCCAGUACCACCUGCAAGGCGGAGCGCCCCUCCUACUCCCUUCCCCAUCCCGUGUUUCACCUUGGCUACAGGUUUGAGCUCAGGACCCCAGGACAUGCCACUUCCAGUUUCCUUCUGGGUGACACGUGCUGGCCUUAGAUUCCAGGAUCUCACCUGACCUUUAAAUUCAUUCCUUGCUUGCUUUCACAUUGCACAAGAUUUAUAUAUGUUUUCAUCAUUAUGUUUGUAACAGUAAAAGUGGAAACUUCAAAAGAUCAUUCCCUUCCAUUUUCUAGUCUUUUUCCUCUUGAUAUAUAACCAUUUUCAUAAACAUCUGAACACAGAUUGUCAUUCCCCUUUAAAAAAAAAAGAAGAAGAAACUGAUGUUCACGAAAAUACAUACAGCCCAAAGCCAAUUAUCCUAUUACAUUAAAAAAAAAAUCAGCAUGCCUAGAGAUAUUUUACUUGCUGCAUUGUCUUAAUUCCCUAAAGGGACUGCAUCACAAUGUAAAUUGUAAUUUAGCCUGUGAUCAGUGUUAAAUAUUAAAUAUUCUAUUCCUGUAAAAUAUCUCCCAUUACCCAUGUCACCCCCCCCCCAAAUUAUUUAGGUGAUUCUAAAAUGGACAAAAGGUCAUCAGUCAAUCACAGCAAAGUUUCCACUGGUGAACCAGAGCUUUGGUGUUACUCUGUUGUUUUUAAAUUAGCAGCUGUCAAGCACAUUAGCAUACUAGAACAGAGGUAAGUGUUCAACCCCAUCUUCAAGAACCUUGCCUCCCAGUUGCCUUGAAUUUGGGGAAUAGUGGUUAAAAAUGUCCAAUUUAAUUAUUUGGUAUUUUAUUUGACUGUUUUGACCAUGUCAUUUUAAAGCAGCAUUUUUAACAGCACUUUUUGUUGGUGGUGUGGAAUUUCUGCGGUUACAUUUUUUUUUCUUUGCAAUGAGUAAAGCAAAAAAAAAAAAAAAACACUCAUUGGAGAGAUGGCAAGUGUAAAAAAGAGGAGAUUUAUUUUGUACAGACAGCAGAGCAUCCUGUGUAAUGUUGCUGACAUAAAGCACUUUGGGGGGAAAAGUGGAAAUCUGUUUUCCAUAAAUCACACAGACUCUUGUACAUAGUUAUAUACACUCACGUAGAGAAAUGAACUGCAUAUAUCAUACUGGAUAUGGGGCUGAUUUUACUCUAGGGGCACAUCUGGUGCUUAUUGUCAUAAAUCUUUUAAAGAAUUAGGUACACUUUUUUCUAUUAAUAUGUAUAGUUUUGUGAUUUGUCACAGUUAUGUUUCAUAUAAUCAUAAGUUAUUUUGUCUCGUUUCAUGAAGUCCUUUUUUUAUGUCAAAAGUAAAAUGAAGGGAUUGUGCACUUGGUACAUAAUAAAACUGGAAAUAGAGGAUGUGCCCACCUGCCUGAAAUCCUCUUUCAGCAUGUUGUUUUAAAACACAAUGGCAGCAACCAUUUUUUGUUUGUUUGUUUGUUUUAUUUUGUUUAGUUUUUACCAUCCGCUUCCCUCAUAUUGGGUCGGUAAUUAUAAUUAAAAGCAGAUGGGGGUGGGGGAGGGAGUGUCCAAGGCCAGCUUUAAAAUGCCGCAUCGCUUUGGGCCAGAGCUGCAGCCUGGAUUUAAUUAUAGAUAUGAGGACAAAAUGACAGUAAAAAUGAAUGUGUCUCUGAAUCCUUUACAUGUUGGGAGUGUCCAUAAAUAAAACAUGAAGUUUUAUUUCAUCAGAUUUAAUUAAAGCUUUUAUACAUGUUUUAUUGGUUAUUCUAUUAAUCUGCUUCAAAAACUGGAUAAAUGUGUGCUGGUGUUUCGGGUCUAUUUGUGCCUUUUCAAUGUAGUGCUACAUCAUGACUCAGAAAUGCCUCUAGUGCAUGGUCCUCCAGGUGAUGGCCAUUGGAGUGGGCCCUUUCUUCCCAGUUAUCCUAACACCCUGCCAAGAAAGACACAAGCAUCAGCUUCCUAAUCUGUAAGUCCUCUGAUUUCCUGAAGGAUAAAGGGGAGGUUGUUCUUUCCCCUGAUUCCUUGUCCUGUCUGGUCUGCAGCCUUUGGGGGACUGCCUGUCCCUCUGGCUGUGAUGAGCUUCUGUCCCUAGCUCCCAUCCACAGGAGACGGGAAAGGGGGAAAGAGUAGUCAGGAAGCUCGCACAACUGACUGACCAGUGAGCCAAACACAGCACUCUAAAAGACAUCACAUUAUCUCAAGGACCAUUCUUAGAAUAUUGAUAGUUUUCUCACAGAAAUUUUAAGACUUGAAGAUUCUGUUAAUGGGAGAUACAAAGCCGAAGGGAUGAUGGCUCCCAGGCACCUCGUCUGGUUCUUCAAGGUGCUGGGGGAACAGGCAGCAAACUCAUGUGGUUCAGGGUUUAGAGGUGGAAAUAGUGCUGACUGACAAGACUCAGAGAGUCUGCUCCUUGAAGGGAGACAGCUGGCGAGAGGGUGAUUUGGUCCAAUCUUUUAGGAGGACAGGGUGGCAUUAACUGAUAGAGUUAAAGAUACACAUACCCUGCACUCCAGCUAUUCCGUUCCUCUCUCGGGAGUCAACAACAGUUCAGAUACAAGAUGUUGAAUGCCGUCCACAAUAGCCAAACACUGGAAAUGACACAACUGUCCACCAACAGUGGGAAGAAGACGUGAACUGUGCUCACGUAAUGAAGUGACAUGUGAGGCAUGCAGCAAAGGCAGUGACAGAACUGCAGCCACAUGCAGUCAUCCAAAGCUGAGUCUCAGGAACUAUGCUGAAAGAAAAAACAAGACAGGAAAGAAAAUAUACAGUGUUAUUCUAUUUAUACACAGUUCAAAAACAAGCAGAAUUCAAAUGUAGAGUUUAGAGGGCAGAAGUGUAAACAACAGUGAGGAAAAUGCUACCACAAAGAUCCAGAUACUGAGGACCUCCUGUCAGGAAGAAAGGGCACCCAGAGGACUUCUCUGUAUGGGUGCUAAGCAACCAUACUUAACUUUCCUGACUCACGUAUUAGAUUAAACAGAUGUUUGCUCUGUACAUACACAUUUUUUAGUUUUUAGUUCAAAUACCAGUGAAGGUCAACUCUUACUGCUCCAGGGGUCUGAAAACUUUGUCUGUAAAGGGCCAGGUCGAAUGCAUUUUUUGGCUUUGAGUCUCAGCUACUCAACUUUGUUGUUGCAGCUCAAAAGCAGCCAGAGACAAUCUACAAAUGAAUGCAUAUGGCUGUGUUACAAUAAAACUUUAUUUAUGGACACAAA
This is a messenger RNA of Cervus elaphus (red deer), 9262 nucleotides long. It is a transcript of the gene GLIS3, whose product is annotated as GLIS family zinc finger 3. Gene Ontology annotation, molecular function: RNA polymerase II cis-regulatory region sequence-specific DNA binding; DNA-binding transcription factor activity, RNA polymerase II-specific. NCBI's taxonomy places the organism in Eukaryota, Metazoa, Chordata, Mammalia, Artiodactyla, Cervidae. The record is from RefSeq and is a predicted model, not a curated record. The coding region runs from base 860 to 3658 and encodes 932 amino acids. Gene Ontology annotation, biological process: regulation of transcription by RNA polymerase II. Gene Ontology annotation, cellular component: nucleus. The transcript is spliced from 12 exons.